This is a messenger RNA of Vicia faba (fava bean), 666 nucleotides long. NCBI's taxonomy places the organism in Eukaryota, Viridiplantae, Streptophyta, Magnoliopsida, Fabales, Fabaceae. The record is from the annotation of a GenBank genome assembly.
AUGCCUCGGUACUAUUGUGACUAUUGCGAUACCUAUUUGACCCACGAUUCUCCAUCUGUGAGAAAGCAGCAUAAUUCAGGUUACAAACACAAGGCAAAUGUGAGGUCCUACUACCUGCAAUUUGAAGAGCAACAAACACAAAGUUUAAUUGAUCAGAGGAUUAAGGAACAUCUUGGGCAAGCUGCGGCGUUUCAGCAAGUUGGUGUAGCUUUUAACCCCAUGAUGGCUCAAAGGCCUUCUAUGCCCAUCUUGCCACCACCAAGAUUUCCAAUUCCUGGAAGUGCACCAGGCGUUGGUGGUCAACCACUAUAUCCAGGGAUGAGACCUCUUAUGCCAAGGCCAGGUCCCAUGGGUCCAGGAUAUUAUUCUGCACCUGGCAUGCCACCAACUUUACCUCCACCCGGCGCCCCCUUGAUACCUGGUCAAGCAAAUACCCUACCCAGGCCCCCGACACUAGCUCCUCCGCCGAUGGUUCCUGGAACCAAUUCAUCAGCGCCAGCCUCCAAUGGUGCUCCUCCCAUGGUUUCAUCAGCAAUGUAUCCAACCAGUUCAUCAGCACCAUCAACCGGAGGCUAUGAAAGUUACAAUGCUAACGCUCAACCACCAUCAACUGGAGGCUAUGAAAGUUACAAUGCUAACGCUCAACCACCUGAAGGCAAUCACUAA